Funneliformis caledonium is the source of this 402-nucleotide messenger RNA. The record is from the annotation of a GenBank genome assembly. Lineage: Eukaryota; Fungi; Glomeromycota; Glomeromycetes; Glomerales; Glomeraceae.
AUGGAUUAUGGAUUAGUUCACUUCAAAUCGCAUUCAGAAGCGGGUUUAUUCUUUCAUGCAAUGCAUGAUAAAAGAUUUACUGGGCCAUUAAUUAAUAUAUUUAAGUUUAGUGCCGCAAAAAAAUUCAGAAGUAACGAGUUUGUCCAGUAUAGCACUGAAGGUCAAGAGAGAGAAAUAAGAGUUAGUCAGGUAUUUACUAUUACUCGGGUUGAUACUUCUCAGGUUGAUACUGCUCGGGUUGGUACUACUCAGCUGGCAGCUGUCACAGAUGACAACGAAAAUAACGAAAUUAUGAAAUCGACUUGGACGCCCACAACAGACUUUUACGUGACAAAGAAUAGUUUUAUCAUAAGUGUGGAGUUACCGAGGGCUCAAUUUUCAGGCGGUUCAAUACAAAAUUAA